Molecule: messenger RNA, 2262 nt
Organism: Cryptomeria japonica (Japanese cedar)
Lineage: Eukaryota; Viridiplantae; Streptophyta; Pinopsida; Cupressales; Cupressaceae
Exons: 1
Coding region: 1-2262 (753 amino acids)
Source: RefSeq, a predicted model, not a curated record
AUGGAUUGGGCUAAGGCUUCCCAACAGAACGCUGCUAUGCUGCUUCUUGACUUUGAGAAGGCAUAUGAUAGAAUUGAAUGGAAAUUCGUCUUAAUGAUGUUGGAAGCCUUUGGAUUCCCCCCUUUUUUUUGCCUUGUUGUUCAAACCCUCCUGAAGGACGCCUGUGCUACUGUUGAGGUCAAUGGUAUUCCCUCCCCCUCAUUCCCCCUUAGUAGGUCUAUCCGACAGGGGUGUCCGUUAGCCCCUGCGUUAUUUGUCAUUGCGUCUGAAGCUUUAUUUUUUAUCCUCAGAGAUUUUUCUGUUUCCCCUAAUGUCAGAGGUAUCUGCCUUCCUAAUAAUGAAGAGCUCCUGAAUUGUCAGUUUGCAGAUGACACUGCUCUUUUCUUCAUUCUUACUGAGAAUAACUUCAAUGCUCUUAAAGGUAAAUUGGAUCUCUUUUGUUCUGCUUCGGGAGCUCGUAUAUCCCAUGCCAAGUCAAUAUGUCUUGGUUGGGAUGAGUUUCCUCCUGAGUGGUUUGCUAGUUCUGGCUUUUUAUGGGGUGGCCCUAGUAAAAUUGUGAAAUAUCUGGGGAUACCCUUUUCUGUGGACCCCUCCCUCAAAAAUAUGUGGCUUUGGAACAAGGACAAGAUCCUCAAUAAGCUUAAUAAAUGGCACAAUAGAACUCUUUCGCUAGCCGGUAGGAUCCAAGUUUGCCAAAAAAUAUUAUCAUCAUACAGUAUAUAUUACUCGUCUGCUUGGUUGUUUAGCAACUACCAAAUUCAAGAAAUUCAAAGUGCUAUUAGAACUUUCCUUUGGUCUGAUGGCAAAGGUGUUAAGAAGCAUCAUUCUGUUAAAUGGUCCUGGUGUCAUGUUGAUAAGAUUCUCGGGGGACUUGGCCUAAAGGAUCUCAGAAUUCAGGGUAUCGCUCUCUCCUCUAAAUGGAUAUUUCACUCCCUGGAAGGUAAUAACCCUUGGAAGGUUCUUGUUAGACAUAAUAUUGAGAGAGGGUUCCCCAGGAAGGCUAAAUUUUGGAAAAAUCUCCCGUUAGGUGAUCUUCUUCUUGGUGACUUUCCUGUCACUAUUCAAGGUUCGGCUGUGUUUAAGUCAAUUUGGAAGGCUUGGGAUAUUGCUAAGAAACACUUAUCUAAUAAGGACAGUUAUUAUAAGGACCAACUGCAUGGUGAAAGGUCUAUUUGGUGGAAUCUUAUUGUUCAUGGGAAGCCCCUUGCUCUUUCGCAAGGAUGCUCUGCCAAGGCUUGGGCUAUGAAAGGGAUCCAGCUGUUCGCUGAUCUCUUUGAGUCUGAUCACCUUCUAUCCUGGGAGACUAUCAAAAACAAGUUUAACAUACCUGAUUCUCAAAAGAAGACAUACAGUAUGAUUCGAUUGGCCGUCAGAAACAUUCCUACAAUGUGCCAUGUCGACUCUCAUAGAUAUCUCCAUUGCAGGUGGCCGAAUGGUGUGGUCUUGUCAAAAAUCAAAGCCAAGGAUAUUUAUGCUGUUCUCAAUCAGUCUCAUGAUAUCAUUAAUCAUGUUAACAAGGUUUGGUACUCUUCUUUAGAUGUUAAAGUUUGGAACAAGCUAUUCUCUCUCUUAUGGAGGACACCUAUUGAGCCAAAAAUUAAUUGUUUUAAAUGGCUGGUUUUACUUGAUAAGCUCCCCGUUAAAUUUUGCAACUCUGACUCUGAUUUGUGCUCAUUGUGUAGACUCCCCGAAACUGGGAGGCAUAUUCUAUUUGACUGUCUCUUUGCCAAAGAAAUAUGGGGCAUGUUUGGAAUUUUCUAUCCGUUUUCUGCUAGUAUUCUUGAUAUUAUCACUGGUCAUAUUUCUGGUAUUCCUAAAGUUGCUAAUAUGUUCUGGAACAUGCUUUCUUCUAAUAUUUUGUGGCAGCUUUGGAUGUGUAGGAAUGAGGAGAAAUACCAAGGUAAGCCAAGGGCUCUUACGGAGUUUUCCAGGAAACUCACACACUUUAAAAUUUUCAUGCAGGUUCAGGUUUCUAUGAUUAUGGAGAGGAAGAAGUUGAAAAGGUUUCUCAAGGCGGGACAGGCUACGUUCUAUUACUAUGAGCUAAAGAAUGGUUAUAUGUGGCGAAGAACCCUUGAAGACUUACGGGCUUUUGAAAGUGCGUGCAAUAAACUCAAGGAAGAAAUCAGAAAGAGUGCUAAUAUGAGGAUGGAUGAGAUUGCUUUACUCUCCCAGGUGCAAGCUCACAAAAGUAUAAUCUGGAUGGAAGGCCCUCUCGGUUGGACUGCCUGGGUGGACAAUUUCUGGGAUGCUCCUCUUUAA